UCGUAUAGAUCAGUUAAUAAAAAUUCAAUGUGUUUUUAUCGAUAGAAAUACAAUAUAAUAUGCGUUGUAGUUUAAAUCUUUCACGCUAGAGUACGAUUUUGCUGGAGUUCUCUUUUUGAAAAGAUGGCUUGUAGCGCGGCAACGCCUCUUCACGGCCCGGUUCUCCGAUCAUCGACCAUUCACUGACGUUCGACCACACAUCGAGAUUUCAAAUGUUAUCCUCCACAACGCUGGCGGCAUGUCGUGUUUAACGUAUUCUUUUACCGAAAUAGAUACGCAGUGGUGCAGUAUAUUCCGAAUAACGAGCAAUACAAAAUUAAGAGUUGGUCCUUUUACCAAAAAUGGCUGAUCGCUAAAUUUGUUUUAUGUAUAUGUAUUAAUACAUGGUGAAAAUUGUGUGAGAGGUGUAAAUAACCUAACGUGAUAUCGAUCGUGUAAAACGCGCGUAAAUAUGCCGCGUACCAAAGCAUCACCAAAAAAGUGCGUCAAAACAACUAAUUCGUAUCCAGGUACAAAUACGUGGGUUUUUCUUAUGAAAGGUGAUGGCUUAGAUAGUACACAUGGAGGAAUACCCGAUGUAAUUAAAUUAAGACACCCAGCUUCGAAUCAGCCUGCUAUGUUUGUGUUUAGUCCUGGAAACCUAACUGUACAAGAAGUUUUAACAUUUGAUGAGAAUAAAAGAUCGUGGUUUAUAGAUGACAAUGUGAAGUCUGAUGGAAAAAUGCAUUUGUCUACUCCUAUCGAUCCAAUAUUUUUAGUACUACCUUACUUAAGAAAGUCUCAACAAGCACAACCGUUAGACCAAUGUCUUUGGGAUGAAGAUUUUCCAGAAACAUCUCGUCUUGCCCAAUGUCAGAGUUUAAAAUUAACAUUAAUAGCUGACCGUAAAGGAGACGAAUCGUUGCAAGCUUAUAAAUUUAACGAAGAAAAGGCAUUGAUCUGGUUACAAAAAAAAGUAGAAAGAGUAUCCGAUGUAUUAAAGCAGAAGGGUAUUCAUGUAUCACAGGGUGCUAUUAGCGCUUCUUACAUUAAAAGUACUAAGCUUGAGAAUGCAUCGGAAGUGGAAUAUUUAAAGUAUGCUCAUGGUAUAGUAUCAGAAUACCUUUCAGAAGAUCUAUCUAAAAAGUUAGCACAACAUUUAAAUAUACCAGAUGAAACAGAAACUAAGAAACGAAAAUUACAUAGUCCUAAGGAUGCUGUUGGUGAAAAAAGGUCUAAGAAAGAUACAACUGAAAAUGAAUCAAUAUUAAAACCAAAAGUUCCUGAUUUGACAAAAUCAGAAAAGCCUCAAAAAGCAACUAUUGGUAAAAAGGAAUUAGCCAGGCAAAAAGCAGCAGCUGGAUCCAAAAAUAUUUCAACUUUUUUCAAAAAAAAAUAAAGUUUAAAUGGUUGUAGAAUGUUACAGCACUGCAAACUUUAAAGAUUUGGAGUAUUGUAAUGUAUAUAUAUGAUUUAUAAAAGUAUGAUUUUCACCAUCGUCAUUGUAGAAAUAGAUGCAAAAAUAAUAUGUAAACGUAUGUAGAACCACUUGUCAAAUAGUUGUUUAAAUAAUAGAGAAAUCAUUUUUUUUAUACUUUA
This is a messenger RNA of Hylaeus anthracinus, 1578 nucleotides long. RefSeq names its product ribonuclease H2 subunit B. Gene Ontology annotation, cellular component: ribonuclease H2 complex; nucleoplasm. The transcript has 5 exons. The record is from RefSeq and is a predicted model, not a curated record. Gene Ontology annotation, biological process: ribonucleotide metabolic process; RNA catabolic process. Lineage: Eukaryota; Metazoa; Arthropoda; Insecta; Hymenoptera; Colletidae. Bases 452 to 1378 code for a protein of 308 amino acids.